This is a messenger RNA of Pocillopora meandrina, 1907 nucleotides long. The record is from the annotation of a GenBank genome assembly. Lineage: Eukaryota; Metazoa; Cnidaria; Anthozoa; Scleractinia; Pocilloporidae.
AUGAAUUAUUUCCCUCUGUCUAAAGAAAAUAACUGUGAGCUCAACGACGCUAACAAAGACAUGGAGCCAGCGGCGAUGAAAUGGAGUCAAGGAGGAUAUUAUUUUGACUCGGUGAGAGGCUACACGGUGAAGGUGAGAGAUAGAAUCAUUAGUUGUUGAUAGAAUUGUCUUAGUUUUUCUUUUCACUUAAAUUUUUAUCACAAGAUAGCGCGCGAGGGAGUUACCAUACUAAGAAUUCUUUUUAUAUACCUGGACUUUCAUUCAACAAAACGAGAACUGUAAUUGGUUAAUUCUUGGUCACGUGCCCCUGAUAAAAUUCAAAUGUAUCCCGACCGGGAUACAAUUGGGCGUUUGUUACCCACGCGCCAAAUACAACAGCAUGUUUUUGCCAUGUGACUGUUUAUGGAAAAGUUUAAAUAUAUAACAAAUUACUGAAUGUAUAUUUAGUGCUCGUCAUUGCAUCCAUAACAUGAAGUGUGCAGUUUCACUUCGGCUAAAAGUCCCAUUUAGUUCAGCCCCGAGAAUUCAAAACUAUCACUGAAGAUUGUUUUUCCGUUCUAUCCCGCUUGAGAUAGACCUUUGUAGCUCAAAAUGAAAACAAAAUAUACUGAAUAAGACUCGUUUCGAAAAAAGCAAUGAGCAUGUAGCUCUUCGAGCGACGUAAUUAGUUUCGGAGUUGACAAUAGAUUAUUCACAAACGCGAUGAGAAUUAUGGAACAGAGCUAAGUUUCUGACUUCAACUGAGGCUUUGCGACAAUGGAAACUCUUCAUUAGAACGGAAAAUAUACUUUUGAAGCGUUGAUAUAUAUCAAAGUUUUGUUUAAUAGGAGAUUUUGUGUUAGAAAUCGUACGAUUUUCAGAAUUUUUAGAACAAAGCUAAACAAUUUUUGGUUAAUAAAUUUUUUCCUUUUGGAGCAGAAAAUUUGCGAUUCCUUGAAUAAAGAUUUGGUCUCAAAAUAUUUCUUGGGCGCUUUUACCUUGUCAUUUAUUCAUAGUUUUCAGGUAGAACACGAUUACCUGGUAAAUCCGACAAAGUUGUAAUAAACUCUUUUCUUUCGAGCACAACUUGUGUCUGCAUGCUAUGUUAUAACGAAAUUUGUUCACGCUUUAGCUGUGCGUGUAUCGAGUUAUGGACGGACUUGGGAAGUUUGAAAAUCACUCAAGCAACUCUUACGCUUCUCUCGUGCUCUUAAAGCCUAGUUCCUACGUGCAUCUAUAACUUGAUGUAGGCAAGUUAAGACCAAUUCUUUUUUGUACGUCUCCCCCCCCCCAAUAAAUUUGUUUCUGAAUAUCUGCACUGCUGAACUUAACUUUAAUCAAGGAAUAGUUUAAGGAAAAAAAGGUUCAUUUUCAAUUAGGGUGGAGAAAGCUACAUUCCAGGGAUACAUCGUUGCGUUAAUAGAUGCUGCAACCAGAAUCCCUGCCUCAACGGUGGAGUAUGUCAGGAGAUUUGUGACAACCACAGCCCCAGGUUUAACUGCACCUGUUCUUACAAAUACACUGGUAAGCGUUGUGGUCAGACUACACAUCCAAGAAACUGCAAAGACAUCGCUAACAACGGAGCCGCAGAAUCAAGAAAAUACGAUAUUUUUGAUUCAGCCAAUAAACGUUUUUCUGUUUACUGUGACUUGCAGUCAGAACCUGGCUUUGUAUGGGCACUGAUACAGUCCUUAUCCAUCGCCAAUAAGGCCAUGUAUAAGGAUAAGGGGUUUGGCACGGAUUUGCCUUUGAGUUACAAUAAAAAUGAACCGGACUGGAACUCUUACCGCCUUUCCUUAUCACAUAUGCAGUCUCUCUCAAAUCACGCCACACAUAUGAGAGUAACAUGCAACUUACCUGCAGACGGCCUGCAGUUUACGGACUACGCACGCGCAGUUCUGGCAGGUCAUGACAUAUUCGGUGACUGA